Messenger RNA from Brienomyrus brachyistius, 5906 nucleotides. It is a transcript of the gene inpp5f, whose product is annotated as inositol polyphosphate-5-phosphatase F. The transcript is spliced from 20 exons. The coding region runs from base 269 to 3658 and encodes 1129 amino acids. Gene Ontology annotation, biological process: regulation of endocytic recycling; phosphatidylinositol dephosphorylation. Lineage: Eukaryota; Metazoa; Chordata; Actinopteri; Osteoglossiformes; Mormyridae. The record is from RefSeq and is a predicted model, not a curated record. Gene Ontology annotation, cellular component: clathrin-coated endocytic vesicle; early endosome. Gene Ontology annotation, molecular function: phosphatidylinositol-4-phosphate phosphatase activity.
CGUCACGUGAUCUCUCCCCCCCCGCGCAGGAAACGACUCGGAGCACCGAGGAAUGAGGAGCUGUCAGGAAGGAGAGCAGCAGGAACUGCGCGGCUCGUCCCCGGUCCCCCUACUCGCUCCGGGCUCCGCCGGCGUCGGCCUGUCAGCGGCAAACACAACAAAAGCACGCCGUUAAAGUACUCAAAGCGCCGGGGAGCAUGGAGGACUGAGUCGAGCGUCUUCUGGUCCGGCUGGUUUUUCCCACAUGCUGUAAUCGUUUACGGUGGUAAUGGAGCUGUUUCAAGCCAAAGAUCACUAUAUCCUACAAAAGGGAGACACGGCUCUGUGGUGCAGCAGGAAGGAUGGAAAGAUGGAGGUCAGACCCGCCACCGACCUGCUGCUGGCAUGGAACCCGGUCUGCCUGGGUCUGGCGGAAGGUAUCAUCGGCAAGAUCCAGCUGCACGCGGAUCUCCCGCUGGGCCUGGUGCUCAUCCGGCAAAAGGCGCUGGUCGGGAAGCUCCCUGGAAACCAUGAAGUCUACAAGAUCACCAAGAUCGCUGUCGUGCCGCUCUCGGAGGAUGAGCCGCAGGACCUGGAGCUGGAGUUGUGCAAGAAGCAUCACUUCGGCAUCAACAAGCCAGAGAAAAUAGCGCAGUCCCCGGACGAGCCCAAGUUCCUGAUGAAGACUCUGAACCAAAUUAAGUCCAACGUCGCCGUGCCCAUGAAGAAGAAGGUCAAGGAGAACAAGGAGAAGGAGCGUCUGGAGAAACGUCUGCUGGACGAGUUCUUCAAGAUAUUCAUGGACUCCGACUCCUUCUUCUACAGCAUGACGUAUGAUCUCACAAACGCGGUCCAGAGGCAGGGAGAUGCCGGGAAGCUGGAGGUGCCGCCGCCGCUGUGGCAGCGGGUGGACGAUCGUUUUUUCUGGAACAAACACAUGAUUCAGGAAGUCAUUGAUCUCCAGGUGCCACAUGCGGACUUCUGGGUGACUCCCAUCAUCCAGGGCUUUGUGCAGAUAGAGGAGCUGGUGGUGAAUUAUAACGAGACGGUGGAGGAGGACAGGAGCAGUCCUGACUCCCCCCAGCAGGAGGCGACGUGCGUGGAUGAUAUCUACCCCCGUUUCACCGUAGCUAUCAUUUCCCGGCGCAGUCGGCAUCGUGCAGGCAUGCGUUAUAAGCGACGCGGCGUGGAUGAUGGUGGCAACGUGGCCAACUACGUGGAGACAGAGCAGCUGAUCCACGUCCAUAACCACACCCUGUCCUUUGUUCAGACCCGUGGCUCUGUGCCCGUUUUCUGGAGCCAGGUCGGCUACCGCUACAACCCCCGACCACGUCUGGACAAAGGUGAGAAAGAAACUGCUGCCUACUUUGCAGCUCACUUUGAAGAGCAAUUAAAGAUCUACAAGAAGCAGGUGAUCAUUAAUUUGGUGGACCAAACCGGGAGGGAGAAGCUGAUUGGAGAUGCUUAUCUGAAGCAGGUUCUGCUCUACAACAAUCCAAGCCUCACUUACGUUUCAUUUGACUUCCAUGAACACUGCCGAGGAAUGAAGUUCGAGAACGUUCAGACCCUCACCGAUGCCAUCAGUGACAUCAUCACCGACAUGAAGUGGUGCUGGGUGGACCAGGCUGGGGUCAUCUGUCACCAGCAGGGCAUCUUCAGGGUCAACUGCAUGGACUGUCUGGACAGGACCAACGUGGUCCAGGCUGCCAUCGCGCGGGUCAUUAUGGAGCAGCAGCUGAAGAAGCUGGGCGUGAUGCCGCCAGAACAGCCGCUGCCGCUCCGGUGUUACCGCAUCUACCAGGUGAUGUGGGCCAACAACGGAGACACCAUCAGCCGGCAGUACGCCGGCACCGCGGCCCUCAAGGGGGAUUUCACCCGAACAGGAGAGCGAAAGCUCGCUGGAGUGAUGAAGGAUGGCGUGAAUUCAGCCAACCGGUACUACCUGAACCGCUUCCGGGACGCCUACAGACAGGCCGUUAUUGACCUGAUGAUGGGAACACCGGUGACAGAAGACCUGUACUCCAUCUUCAGCAAAGAGAAGGAGCACGAGGAGAAGGAGAAGGCGCGCCAGAGGGUCCAGCAGGAGCAGGUCAGCCUGCUGCUGCAGACCUACAUGCAGCUGCUUCUGCCCGACGACGAGAAGUUCCACGGGGGCUGGGCCCUUAUCGACUGCGACCCCAGCCUAAUCGACGCGACUCACAAAGACGUGGACGUUCUCCUCCUGCUGUCCAAUUCAGCGUACUACGUGGCCUACUACGACGACGAGGCUGAUAAAGUGAACCAGUAUCAGCGUCUCAGUCUGCAAGGGUUAGAGAGGAUCGAAAUUGGUCCUGAGCCCACUCUCUUUGGGAAGCCCAAGUUCUGCUGCAUGAGGCUUCAUUACAGGAAUGGAGACACAUCGGGCUAUUUCCACACCCUGAGAGCAGUCACACGCAGCCCAGAGGACGAUGGAAAAGAUACCUUGCAGUGUAUAGCUGAGAUGCUCCGCCUCACCAAGCAGGCCCUGGGCCUUGACGUCCAGGUCGUGGAGAAAAAGCUGGAGAGGAGGCACAGUAAACCUCACGAAGGUAUCGUCGGCAUCGGAUCCCGGAACCCGGACCAGGUCUUCGGCAGUUCCGGUCUUGCCCAGGGGAAGAACUUCCUCAUGAACAAGUUCUCCUCGCUGAACCAGAAGGUGAAACAGACGAAGUCUACCGUCAACAUCGGAAACUUCAAGCCACUGGGGAAGCUGGGAAACUUCCCCAAGCCGGACGUGAAGGUCAACUUCCUGAAGCCCAACAUGAAGGUCAACUUGUGGAAGUCCGACAGCAGCCUGGAGACGACAGACAGCAACCCAGGGGCAGCGAAUCUCAAAGACCAUUCUGAUACGUCCGAUCUGGAACUCUCUGACUCUGACUCCUGCCACUCUGAUGAGCAGCCGCACUCCGGUUCCCGGGAGAACGUGGACUAUGUUCUUCCCAGCUGUGGUAUAGUGGCCUCCAGACCACGCCUGUCCAGUCGCUCCCAGUCAAUCAGCAGCGUGGAACUGACCAUCCCUUCUGCUAUCCGAAUCACCACCUGCGAUGGUCAGAUGGUAGAACAGGGCGUGGCUGCUGAAGAUGAACAAUCUCCGGAACUGGCGCUGGAAGCCGAGGAGGACAUCCUGAUUGACUUUGGGAGUUCCAUGGAUGCCUACUGCCACCAGUUUGUCCAUGAUGCACAGAGUAAAGUCACUAAAGCACAGGUGGAAGUGACAGGGGUUCCUCAGCAGGUCCCACAGGAACCUUUCAGCAGUAAAGUUCAAGAAGAAGCAGGAGGUCAACCCAGCACGACCCAGAUUUCCAGACCAUCUCAGCUGGACGUCCAGUCUUCUACAUCCAACACGAACCUGCUGACCAUCCAAGCUCCAUCCUCCACUGCCUCUUGUUCCUCCCAGAAGAGCCUGGGCUCACACGCUGAGGGCAGCACGGGGCCUUCCCCCGCCGAUGGUGGAGGCAGCCGCGUGGCAUCUCCUUUCGCCAAGAUCAAGAGCUCGAUGGCCCAGGUGGCCAACUUGACGCAGGCCGGACUGACUCAAGGGAUCAACUUUGCGGUGGCGAAAGUCCAGAAGAGCCCGGAGCCAGACAGCGUUGAAGAAACUCAGCAGAACGAGCUUAAAGCGAUGUUUACACAGUGCCAGACCAGGAUCAUCCAGAUCUAGUGGUCUCUCUCGGUCUCCUUUAGACUCCCAGUCGGGUGCGACUUAAACCCUAGUUACGUAGCAGUAGAAAUAAGCUUGCACCAGUCGCACCAACGGAGCCGGUAGCUAAUGACUCAGUUCUAAGAUUUUGUCGGUUACCUGAUGUUUACAGCCAGUGUGUGCAGCAUAUACUCUAACUAGGUGUAACGGUGUCCUCAGGCCAGCGAUACCUCGUCUCUUGACUGUUGUGAAUUGCUCCAUUUGUGUCGCAUGCCAUGUUUGUAGCAGCGUAGGCAGAUCAGAGCAGGUAAGUCCAAUUGCAUGUCAGUAGCGUUGAUGUAAGAAAGCAUCGAGAUCCUAAAUGUACAUUCAUACCUACUGAGCUCCACUGGUUCACUUCUAGCACUGUUUACAACACUGUAGAUGUUUUGAGAAACCCAGAGAAACACCUUCCGUGGCCGGCACCGGGCAGAGCAGCAAGACGUGCGAGGCAACGUUAAACUCUUUGAAGUACUAUUGUGGUAAUCCUUAAAAAUCCAAGCAGGUCACCUCCCCCCUUUCCGAUCUUGGCAAAUGUUUGCCCUCAGAUGAAAGGCUGAGACUGCAAGCUGUUCAGAGCGCCGUCAUACCCGGAAUCCAUUGGCCGUAGUUACCAACAGAGCCAUUAAAAUCAGCAUUGACUGUACUUACUGAGAAAGCCAUCAUAUCGGCUCCUAUUGGCUAUAAUUUCUGAGAAAGCCAUCAUACCUGGCUCCUAUUGGCCAUAUAUUUAAAGCCAUCAAAUCUGGCUCGCAUUGGCUGAUCUACCGAGAAACCGUCACGCCCGGCUCCCAAUGGCCGUAGGUACAGAGAAAACUGUCAAGUGCGAAACGUUCACCCGAAUAACUCCUUCAGUCAGUUCUGCUUUGUGUAGAUAACAGCAGAUGGGCUUCGGUUCGGUUCCGGAGCCACUGCUUUACGCUUCAGAAAUGGUACUUAUGGUGAAUCACUUCUGCAAUGUGUACACGUUAAGUCAGAAAUCUCCACUGAGUAAAUGGCGUCGGUAAAUCUGGAGUUUAACACCGACAAAGACAUAAUGCCAGGUACGUUCUCGUCCGUGUGCUGUGAUUGGGGGUAUUAGUGUAGUCGGACAUUCAGACACCAAAACCCGACAUUUUAAAUACCUUUUUCUGUAUCGUGAGCAAGUAGGAAAAGUUACACAAGUAGCGAUUGUUAGCAUUGACCUGAUGCCCCCCCACCUGUUUUGUGCUUUGCGUCAUUUUGAAGGGUCUUCGAAGACUGCGCAAGUUCACAUCAAGGGUCAUAAUUGUUGUAAUAAUAUAGCACAAGCUACAACAUCAUUUUGUGUUCCAGAAUCUUAAACAUAAGCCUUAACAUAAAUAAUAUGCUAUGCGAUUGUAGAGAUACUUGCUAAAAUCCAGCCGUAGAAGUGGACGUUUCUCUUCAUUAGUUAUAUGUAUAUGGAAUUAGGGUCGUCCAGGUGAACUGAGAGUUACCUCCUGUUCCAUGGCAUCGCAAGAAGGUCCGAGUAGAGGGCCUCUUGGCGACACAGUAGCAUCGCAGUGGCCUUGUCAACUGUCAAGUGCUAAAACACCGCAUCACGGCAGCAUCACCAAGGACGGCUGGCUUUCAGUUGUGGUUCCACUGCAUUUAGCCGCACUCUGGGUUAUGCUCGGGGGGGGGGGGGGGGUUGUCGGCUGGAGCCUCACAUGUCUGGCUGCCACGCCGUUCAACCUCUGAAGCCAGUUAGCGCAGGUACAUACCGAGACUGAAUGAUACGCGUGUCCCUGUUGGAUGGGGUUUUAAUGUAAAGAGAUUCUUCUGUUUCUCAUUGUUUGUUUGCUUUGUUAAAUUGCACAUUUGCCCUUUUUUUUUACUGAAUUUUGUGGGGCAGUUAUUUUGUUUUUGCUGUAAGAUUCCAAGCCCCCUCCGCUGAAUACGACGUUUGGCCUGUUGUGCUGAUUCGGCACACAGCCACACCACACACACAGCUGACGUUUCUUAACACUGUUGUGGUUUGAUUUAUGCGGCAUAUUCUCAGUCGGCGUGACUUAUUUUUUUUAUCACUCUUCCCUCCAUGAUGCUCAUUUUGUUGGAUUUUUGUUUAUUGCAUAUAAGGGUUAUUUAUUCUUUUAAUCACUCUACUGUGUUUUCUCUUAGACUCCAAUGUUAAAGGCAACUACAAACUGGCGACAACAGUGCAAGCCUCUGUAUUUUAAAAUGUGAGGAAUGUAUAUGGGGUAUUUUAUUAGUAAAACCAAUCCUAAUA